Messenger RNA from Anopheles merus, 2420 nucleotides. RefSeq lists its product as uncharacterized. Lineage: Eukaryota; Metazoa; Arthropoda; Insecta; Diptera; Culicidae. The record is from RefSeq and is a predicted model, not a curated record. The coding region runs from base 274 to 585 and encodes 103 amino acids. The transcript is spliced from 4 exons.
ACGCUGGCUACCGACCGAUCAUUCCACGCUCAGUGCUUCAGCAGCCAGGAUCACACCGUCCUAGUCUUCCCCAGUCUUCCCUCGCUUGAAAGGUUUGCCUGUGUGAACUAAGGUUUCCCGGUGCCUUCCACUCCCCAUCCCACCUCGCCCCACGUCACUCGAUCGUGUGUACAGCAACUCCAGCAAGUGUCCCGAGAAACAGCCGGAAGAGUGAACUGUGAUACCUUCGUGUAGUGAUAGCCACAAGUUUAAACACACAAACCAAUCAUCAAAAUGAAUCUAUUCACCGUGUUCUUCGCCCUCGUCCUGGCAGUGGCCACCGUCGCCGGCCAACGGUUCGGUUUCCCCCACACGUCCCAGUUCGGGCUCGCCUCGCUGACCGGUGACUUCGGUGGACCGAGCGCCUUCGGUGGACAGGAUUUGUCAGGUACUUUGAACGCUGGUAUCAGAGAUCCGCGACAGAACCGAGGACCCGUUGUGUUCCCGCCAGCGCCCGCCGAUGCUCCUGUUGAGUCGAGCGGAGUGAUUGUUGGUGCUUCCGGAUACGGUUUCGUGCCACCGAAUACGCCCCAGAAUUACUACUAAGUCGUCCUACGUCCUGCGAAGCAUCCGCAACCUUCCCCGUCCAACACUAUCCAUCCUACCACCUCGUUCCCUUAGUCAACCUUCAGCUUCCUUCCAACCAAUCCAAGCACCGUGCCCCAACAGACCUAUUCCACUUGCAAGCGGACCCUACUGGUGGCCACUGAUGGGGAAGGUAAAGGGAUCUAUGAAGUGAUCUCCCAAACCAAAACCCAAGUCGACCGGAAAACCCGUCAGCCGAUUGGGUCCACCAGGAUGCUUUAUAUACAUAUAUAUCUGUGUGUGUGUGUUUGCGAGUAGAUUUGGAUGUGACUAAUGCGAAAACAACUCCCUGUACAAAAACCCAAACCUGCUUCCAGCGUUCAAUCCUUCCGCCAAUGCACCGAUUGUCCAAUGUGUGUUCUCUUACCAUUUUCCAGAUGCGUUGUACCGAAAUUUGCGAUUCUACUAAGUCAGUGAGGGUUUUUGUAGUUUUGUGUGUGUGUGUGUGGUUUGCGCACCGAACGAUGCGAUGAACUGAUCGAUAUACUUCUGUUGUUAGCUGCACAUAGAAGAUUAUGUAUUCAAAAGUAUCUUUCUGCCUUAGACCGUUUAACGCUAGCAAGACGUACAUUAGGGUGUUUACAACUAUUCUUCAUGAGCAUAAAAACACAAAAAAACAUCGCAGACGGAGUUAGAGGAUCACAAAGAAACGCAAAAUGCGUCACACAUCAGGCAACAGGGUAGAGGGUCACCGCGCGAAGUACGCAAAUUAGUCCACCAGUCCAUCACUACACCGUCCGCGCACUGAUCAGGGAUAGCGUCUAGCACUGGUUGCUUUCGUUGGUUAGCUAUUAGUUUUAGAUCGCAUAGAAGAGUGCAUAGGAAUGAAUUUGAUGCCAUAUCAAAUUUGUUGUUCAAACAAAACCCGGAAAGUCCCCGUUGCGUAGCCGAAAAGGCUCAAAGUUUGUGUCCGUGGGAGUACUAUUCCGAUCAGUUUUUUCUACACUGUCUCUGCAGCUGGAAAAGCUCAGUAUUGGUAUCUUACUUCCCCGAUUCGAACGAUGAGGAGUGGAGCUGCGCAUCGGACAUUUUACGCUAGUGUUACAGUUAAUGCUUUGCGCGUUCAAAAUCAUUAUUAGCUACUGGUUCCUUCAUGAUCAUGAUCCUCCGAUACAGGAUAGCAACGCUAGGAGAUCAACCCUAACACAGGCAGUUAAAGCAUUCACCACCACACCCCACGGAGGAUUAAUAUCCACCGGACAGUAUUUAUUAGUAAAGGUUAGCGCAACACACCAACACCGCUGCCGGUGCUGCCACCAACAGCAACAGCCGCCCGAAGCCACACAACCGAUUCCCCCAAAAAUGUACAGAACCAACCCAACCCUCCACCACCAAACCAGUAUCAAACGGGUAAUCCUUCAACAGAAACCACUCCCACACGCGGAAACGAACAAACCAACACACCCCGGUCCGUUGAACAUAUUGUACAAAGAGCAAACACGAGCAAGCACGUCUAACGCACGCGGCGCCAGUUACUUAGCAACAGACCAACACAGCGGUAACCUGUAUAGCCCUCCUAAAAUACUAUCCUUCAUCCCUCCCCCCUUCCCCUCCUUUUUGUACAAAAUGCAAUCCUUUAAGUGUGUCUGCUAGGCUAAAUGAAUGUGUGUGUGUGUGUGUUGAGCGAAUGUGUGUGAGAGCGAGCAUUAGAAUGUCCGCGAAACAGGUGCGUCCGAGCGCCGGUGUGAGCGAGUGGGAUUGAAGUUUCCGUAACACCUGAUGGUUUCCCCCAUUUUCUGUACGAUACUAUACACAUAGCAAUUAAUUGGUAACUUAAUAAAUUAUUGUAUAAAUGA